UGGAGGGAGGAGAGAGAGAUAGACAGAGGGAAAGGCAGGAAGAAAAUGAGUGACUGGUUAGCUCUAGAACAGCUGCAAAAGAGGCAGGCUAACUGAGAGAAGCCAGAUGCUGGAUACACAUGAUAAAUACACCAGACCGCACGGAAUACGUCUUCAACACAGGAUCUCCCUACUGGUCUUUCUCUAUGUGUGAAAGGAGAGGAGGAAAUCUUGGGGGUAGCCCAAGAGGACCAGGAGUAGAUCUGGAGACUGAGAACACCUCCAAAGACAAAACCGCUCAGGUCCAGGCAAAAGCCAAAGGAGUAGGGGGCAUGGCUUCAAAAAGGGGUAAGUCUGGGCUCCCACAAGCGGCUCCUCGGGCUGAGCUGAAGUUCUACCGAGGUGGAAAUUUAGAGGGUCGUCUUCCAGUGCCUAGCAACUUGCGCAAGCAGAAGUCCUUGACCAAUCUAUGCGUGCUUACGGACUCUGAGAAAAAGAUGCACCUGUACCAGCCCAAGUGGUCAGAUGAUAUGGACAAGCCUGGGGCAGGUCAGAACAAGACCGGCAAGCUCAAAGGUACUGGAAGAGUUCCUGGAAAAUCUAUCCCACUCUCCAAAAACCUUUCCAAGUCGGAGCAUUCACUGUUUCAGGGAAAGCCAAAACCUUUUAGUCCUCCUCCUUCUAACUUGAGUAAACCUAGUCGGAUACCCAGGGGUCCUUAUGCAGAGGUAAAACCUAUUAGCAAGGCUGAAGAGCUAGCAGAUGACAUCAAGUCAGAUGAUGAAAUCUUGUCCUGCAAGGCUAAAGCUAAUGGGAAGAAAUCUUGUACCCCGGGAGCAGCCACUCCAGGAACUGGAGGCAAAGAUGCAUCAGAACAUGAGGAAGAGGACAAGACCUUUCUAAAGGUGGAUCCAGAACUUGUCGUAACAGUACUUGGGGACCUGGAACAGCUUCUCUUCAGUCAGAUGUUGGAUCCAGAGUCCCAGAGGAAACGUACUGUUCAGAAUGUCCUCGACCUCCGGCAGAACCUGGAAGAGACCAUGUCCAGCUUGCGGGGGUCUCAGCUCAGCCACAGCUGUAUUGAAAGCACCAUGUGCUAUGACAGUGAUGAAACCAACGCUUGCAGCAUCUCCAGCCUGUCCAACCGUUCCUCCCCUCUCUCCUGGCGCCAAGGCCAGUCUAGCCCACGUCUGCAAGCUGGAGAUGCCCCCUCCUCCAGGGUCACCGCCCACUCGCUGCCCAUCCGUGCGUCAAUGCAGAUCAGCCACCUGCAGCGCAUCCAACUCAUCGAGGGCCUGGAUGCCACGGACGAUGACAUGGCCGACCUCAAGUCUGGUUACCUUAGUGAUGUAAACCAGAAGGGCAAGAGCCAACAAGAGGAUGAUGAUGACAACGACGAUGAUGAUGAUGAUGUAGACGUCGAUGAUGAUGACCUGGCUAAUGGUUGGGAUGAAAGCAGCUCUAUCAGCAGCGGUUUGAGUGACGGUUCAGACAACCUCAGCUCAGAAGAGUUCAAUGCAGUCUCCUCCCUCAACUCUCUGCCAACCACUCCCAUUGGCUCCAGGAGAAAUUCUGCCAUUGUGCUGCGUACUGAUGCCGAGAAACGCUCGCUGGUUGAAAGCGGCCUUUCCUGGUACAAUGAGGAGGGGAAGUCUCAGUGCCAGACCAGGGGAGGAUACGAAACGGGCAGCCUUAAGGCCGAGUCAUCCAACAAGUGGAAAAAGAGUCGAGUGCAGGAUGACACAGCCGUCAAAGGUGAACUGAAGAAACCGCAGACGCUUGGCCACCCACCCAGUGGACUGAAGAAGAGCCGUAACCCUCCUGUAGGCGUGACAUCACCGAUCACGCACACUACACAGAGCAUGCUCAAAGUACCAGGAGUUACAAGGAACGAACAGCGAGUUUUGGAUAAAACCAAAAAGGCAGUAAAAACAGCUGGCUUACAACGUUCAAGUUCGGAUGCAGGCAAAGAUCGUGGUGAACAUCAAAAACCUCCCUCCGGCCUCGUCCGUCCCUCUUCCGCCACUGUAAAUUCCUUCGGUUUCAAAAAAUCAGCUCCUGCAACUGGCACUGCCACUGUGCUAACAACUGGUGGAAAUACAGUUUCUGGAGACUCUGCGAUUGUUAGCAAAGCACCUAAAACCACUGGCAUUCCUGUGAAACCUUCUAAUGGUGGUGUAGGUGCAGGACGGAAGACCAGCCUUGAUGUUUCAAACUGUGAUCCAGGUUUCAUGGCUCCAAAUGCACGCAACAACAUCCAGUAUCGUAGUCUCCCAAGACCUGCAAAGUCCAGCACCUUGAGUUUGACGGGAGGUCGGCCUGGCAAUCGCCCUGUUAGCAGCAACAUGGAUGCUGGUCUACAGACCCUAAAAACAGUCCCCACCCAGUCCAGACUUAAGGAACCAGGCAGUGGAAAGAUCUCAAGCCGUGCUAGUACAGGAGGGAUUGGCCCAGUUAAUCAGACUGACCGUGAGAAGGAAAAGGCCAAAGCCAAAGCAGUGACAUCAGAUUCUGAUUGUUGCGGAAGUAACUCGUUAAAGAACGGUACGUUAAUGCCAAUACAGUCUGGAUUGGAGCCACCUUCCAAGCUUUUGGGGCUUCGACAACCAUCCAGCUUGGGGAAAUAUUCAGAGCUGCCCUCUCCAAACAGCCAAAGGCCGCCCAGUGCCAGAUCUCUGCCCAAACCUGCUCAUCUGGACAAGGUCAACUCCAACAGCCUCAACUGUGGGAUAGUUGACGUUGUGAACCAACUUCCACCCAAAGUGCCGCCCUUCUCCAAACUACAGGAGCUAUCAGGAAUGAGUAGCCCAAACACAACCUGUCUGACCCCCAGCCCGGCUCCUGUCCUCAAUGUCAACUCCUCUGAAUGUUUCUCUAGUGACACAGUGGGCCGAGGGGGCAGUGCUGGUGGCUCUCCCUCACUCUACCCCCGUCUCUCUGGGCUGCAUCGUAGCAUGGAGUCCCUGUCCCUGCAGAUGAGUGUGUCUCCAGCAGUGGGAACUGUGACAGAGUCCAGAUCCAGACAUGAGGACAGAGGGCCAGUAAGUGGCUGGUCAACAGGAAGCAGGGUUUCACUUACUCUCACGACAGACAGCUCACAAAGGGACAGAAAUACUCUGCCAAAGAAAGGCUUAAGCCAGCACAACCCCUCACAGGCUGAGGAGGAAAAUAAAGAGAGACGUCACUCACACAACAUAGUGAGUUUGACAGAGACGGACAGUCCACCGCAGUUCCCUUCACCCAUACUGACAGCAAAGAUGCCACUGACCAGCAUCAUGACACCAAGCCCCACUUCUGGCACUCCCAGAAUUACCCGAUCCAACAGUAUCCCCACCCAUGAGGCCAGCUUUGAGCUGUAUCAAGCCUCUCCACUGGGCAGCACUCUAUCGCUUGCCGAACGGCCAAAGAGCAUGAUCCGGUCUGGCUCCUUCAGAGACAGAGAACCUGGCGAUGAUGUUCAUGGCUCAGUGCUGUCACUUGUAUCUAAUGCCUCCUCCAGCUACUCUUCUGCAGAGGAGAGAAUGCAGGGCGAGCAAAUCCGUAAGCUGAGGAGAGAGCUGGAAUCUUCACAGGAGAAGGUGGCCAAUCUGACCUCACAGCUGUCUGCUAAUGCCAACCUGGUGGCAGCGUUUGAGCAGAGUCUCACGCUUAUGACAUCACGACUCCAGAGUCUCUCUGUAACCGCUGAUCAAAAGGACACUGAAUUACUGGACCUAAGAGAUACAAUUGAAAACCUCAAGACCAAGAACAUGGAGGCGCAGGCCGUCAUCCAUGGAGCCCUCAGUAACCCUGAUAUUGCCCCCAAAGAGUUCCGUAUGAGGAGGCAGAAUUCAUCCGAGAGCAUCUCCAGUCUAAACAGCAUUACCAGUCACUCCAGUGUGGGCAGCCUCAAAGAUGAUGCCAAGAAAAAGAAGAAAAAGAGCUGGUUACGCAGUUCUUUUGGCAAAGCGUUCAGCAUUAAGAAGGGCUCUAAAGGCGGCUCUAUGUACUCUGAUAUUGAAGAGAUCGCCACUCCAGACUCCUCAGCCCCCAACUCACCAAAACUAGCCCAUGAAGAUGGAGAGAACCAACCCACUUCACUCCCAUCCACCGAAUUAACCGCCUCCUCUGUGAUCCACGAGAGUACUGAGGAAAAUGAAAGCGAUGAGAAUGUGGUGUCAGAGCUGCGGUCUGAGCUGUGGGAGAAAGAGAUGAAACUAACAGACAUCCGUCUGGAGGCGCUUAGCUCAGCACACCAGCUGGAGCAGCUACGAGAUACCAUGAACAACAUGCAGAUGAUGGUGGAGAAUCUCAAGGCAGAGAACGACCAGCUGAAAACAGGGAGUGCCCCAUCGUCCCUCGUCCUGCCUUGUGGCCCUCCCACAACCUCCACCUCCCAACCUUCUGGCCUGUCCAACCUCCUCAACUCCAGCCAAACCAAACCACCCAUGACUCUCACCAAGUCCUUCAGCCUCAGCCUCAAUGAAUUCUCCAACCCUGACAUUGCCCCUAUGGAGUCACUGAGCAUAUCAUCUCAAAGGGAUGAGGUCUUUACGCGUGUGGUGGUCCGAAUAGCUGACCAGCAAAUGUAUAGAGAGAUGAAGCAACGUGAUUUCUACAUCGGCUCUGUGAAAAUUAAUGGGAAGACUGAUUGGUCUACAUUAGACACAGUCAUCUCCACUAUUUUUAAGGACUACAUCUGCCAGGUGGACCCUGGUGCAAGUAUGGGGCUGUCUGUAGACUCCAUCCACAGUUACAGUAUUAAUCAGAGCGGGAGGGUGAUUGGAGAAGAAGCCCCAUCGAGCUCACCAUGGGACAGUUUAAUAAAGGGUCUGGGACUCAUCUCUGUUGCCCUUAAAGGUUUUAAAGAGAAGUGUGUGGACAGUCUAGUAUUUGAGACACUCAUCCCCAAGCCUAUGAUGCAGCACUACAUCAGCCUGCUGCUAAAGCACCGAAGGCUGGUCCUGUCAGGUCCCAGCGGCACGGGAAAGACCUACCUCACCACCCGCCUGGCUGAGUACCUGCUGGAGAGGAGCGGCCGUGAGCCCGGCCCUGGCCUUAUCACCACCUUCAACAUGCACCAACGGACAUGCAAGGAUCUACAGUUGUACUUGUCUAAUCUGGCCAAUCAGAUUGACAGAGAUUGUGGCACUGAGGACAUUCCAUUGGUCAUAAUCUUGGAUGAAGUCAGUGAUGCAUUUUCCAUUACUGACCUGGUCAACAGUGCACUGACCUGCAAAUAUCACAAAUGCCCAUAUGUCAUUGGAGCAACCAAUCAGCCUGUGAAGAUGUCAUCCAAUCAUGGUUUGCAUCUCAGCUUUAGAAUGGUCACCUUCUCCAACAACGUGGAGCCUGCAAAUGGGUUCUUAGUGCGGUACUUGCACAGGAAGUUGAUCGAGACAGAGGAUGAGAGCACAGUUCAGAGAAAUGAGGUUCUAAGGGUUCUAGACUGGAUACCUAAACUCUGGUAUCAUCUCCAUACCUUCCUGGAGAAACACAGCACCUCAGAUUUCCUCAUAGGUCCUUGCUUCUUUCUGUCCUGUCCAGUGACAUUACCAGAGUUUCGGUCCUGGUUUAUUGACCUCUGGAACCAGUCCAUUAUUCCUUAUCUGCAGGAGGGAGCCAAGGAUGGUGUGAAGGUCCAUGGUCAGAAAGCAGCAUGGGAGGAUCCCGUGGAGUGGGUGAGGGAUACGCUGCCCUGGCCUUCAGCUCAACAGGACCAGGCCAAACUCUUUCACCUUCCUCCCCCAACCACAAGCCCAAACGCUGCUCCAACACAACAGCUCAGUGACAACAGGUCAAGCAAAGACACUCCACUGCCCACCAUGGAGUCAGAUCCACUGAUGGCUAUGCUGCUGAAACUCCAGGAGUCAGCCAACUACAUUGAAUCACCGGAAUGGGACAUUUCAGGCAACCCCAAUUUCUAGGAUGAACUGAAGCACUCACUAAAUGCUUG
Molecule: messenger RNA, 5914 nt
Organism: Xyrauchen texanus (razorback sucker)
Lineage: Eukaryota; Metazoa; Chordata; Actinopteri; Cypriniformes; Catostomidae
Product: neuron navigator 1-like
Exons: 30
Coding region: 120-5885 (1921 amino acids)
Biological process (GO): microtubule bundle formation; nervous system development; neurogenesis
Cellular component (GO): microtubule cytoskeleton; axon initial segment
Molecular function (GO): ATP hydrolysis activity
Source: RefSeq, a predicted model, not a curated record